Fomitiporia mediterranea MF3/22 is the source of this 204-nucleotide messenger RNA. RefSeq lists its product as uncharacterized. The record is from RefSeq and is a predicted model, not a curated record. The annotation marks the transcript as partial. The transcript has 2 exons. Lineage: Eukaryota; Fungi; Basidiomycota; Agaricomycetes; Hymenochaetales; Hymenochaetaceae.
AGAAACACCCCUGACCCUCUGACUGCUACUGAGCUAACAACACUAGAGCUUUAUGAGCUUAUACACAAAGGCUACAUUGACCUCAGCCCCCUGUAUCAGAGAAACCUUGUUUGGAGUAGGGAAAAGCAAAUCAUGUUAAUAGAGUCAAUCCUUAGUAAUUACUAUGUUCCUCCUGUACUGUUUUGCAUCCAGCCUGAUUCAGAC